AUGGAAUAUAAUGUAUUUGCACAAGCUACUAAAAUUCAAGAUAUCAAAUCUUCUCGGAUUAGUUCCUAUCAAUACAUUCAUGAGUAUCAGAUUUUACAAGAUAAACUUAGUAUUAGAGAUAUAAGAGCUGAAGCUUAUGCUUUAGCUCUAUCAGCAAAAAAUGCUAAUGCUGGCUUAUUAUAUCUUACUUGUCUUUAUAGAGAAUUAAGAAACCUUAAUGUAUCACUUGAGAUAAUUGAGGUUACAAAAUUUCUAGAUAUUACAGAAGAUGCUAACAAAAUUCAGAGUAUCAAUCAGAAAAAAGCUGAAGCUAAACGUAUUGAUUAUUCAGAUGAAUUUAUAUUAGAAUUAGUCAAAGAAAGAUUAGAUAUAUAUAAUAUUAAAACUUUAUCUGAUUAUCAGGCUCUUGCUGAUAUUAUGAUGAUACUUUGUAUUCAUCCUGCUGAACUUAAAACUUUACGCAUUACAGAUACUAAAAUAACAGAACGAGUCAAAGAACUACUCACUUGGAUUCAGCAUGCUAUAUUAUCUAGACGAAUAGGAACAGUUUACAGUGCAGUAGCACAUAAAGCUAAAAAUAUGGCCUACACUUAUACAAUUGCUAGAGAAUGUCUACAUUAUUUAUCUAAUAAUCAUACUUCUCCUGUGCAAAAUUACAUUGUAGUCAAUUAUAGAAAAAGAGGAGUUCCUUAUAAGCAAGCAAGACGAUUUCAUAUCUAUGAUCAAGAUUAA
Scutellospora calospora is the source of this 732-nucleotide messenger RNA. NCBI's taxonomy places the organism in Eukaryota, Fungi, Glomeromycota, Glomeromycetes, Diversisporales, Gigasporaceae. The record is from the annotation of a GenBank genome assembly.